AAAUUUUAAUCAUCAUGACUACCCUUAAUGUUUAGAUAAACUUGAAUCAAUUUUAAUUAAUAUUGUAGAAGGAAGAAGAAAAAAAAUAAUAACAAUACUUAUUAGAAAGAAAAGAAUAUCCUAAAGGAUCAAUCAAUCUAUAUGAAUCAAGAUUUGAAAAGGUAUCGUUAUCAAAUUAAAAAAUAAAUGAAGUGAUUGGCUGGAUGUUAAUAAUAGCUGUAAUUUUGAUGUUAAUUGUAUUGGCUAUUUCAAUAGUGUAAAAUUCUAUGAUAGGAUUUGCAAUACCACUAAUGUCAGUUACAACAUUCUUCAUCGUUUAUAUAAAUUGGAUUUCGAUGAAAUUUUUUAUAAAUUCUUGAG
This is a messenger RNA of Paramecium sonneborni, 360 nucleotides long. The record is from the annotation of a GenBank genome assembly. Lineage: Eukaryota; Ciliophora; Oligohymenophorea; Peniculida; Parameciidae.